AAUAAUAAAAAAAAAAAAGGCUAAUUAAACACUCUUCUUCUAUCACCGCCUUUUUGGCAAUGUACUUAGUCACGGUCUUAGCAUUGUUGCUACUUGUAGCCGUGCCAAAAGCAUAUGGAGCUCGUGCUUUCUUCGUGUUUGGUGACUCGUUGGUUGACAAUGGCAACAACAAUUAUCUUCUAACAAGUGCUCGAGCCGACGCCCCACCUUAUGGCAUCGAUUACCCCACACAUCGUCCCACUGGUCGCUUCUCAAAUGGACUUAACCUUCCCGACCUUAUUAGUGAAAAGCUCGGGUCGGAGGCCACAUUGCCGUACUUGAGCCCGGAGUUGAACGGAAACAAGCUACUGAACGGAGCAAAUUUUGCUUCUGCCGGAAUCGGUAUACUAAACGACACCGGACUUCAGUUUGCAACCAUUAUUAGGAUAUCUCAACAACUACAGAAUUUUCGUGCGUACCAAGCUCGACUAAGCGCAUUGAUUGGUCCAGAUCAGGCCACACGGCUCGUGAACCGGGCUCUUGUCUUAAUCACACUAGGAGGAAAUGACUAUGUCAACAACUACUUUUUAGCACCAGUUACGGCCAGAAGGCUACAAUACACCAUUCCUCAAUUCACCAAAUACAUUAUUGCAGAGUACUACAAAAUCCUUAUGGAAUUAUAUAACUUGGGUGCUAGACGGAUCCUAGUGACUGGAUCCGGACCCUUAGGUUGUGUUCCAUCCCAGUUAGCCUCAUCCAGGGGUGCAAAUGGUCAAUGUGCACGCGAGCCUCAACAGGCGUCGGCUUUAUUCAACCCCCAACUCGUGCAAAUGAUCCAAAGCCUCAACCAAGAUCUCGGAUCUGACCAUUUUGUGGCCGUCAAUGCAAUGGAAAUGCAUAAUGACUUUAUCAAUAAUCCUCGAGCCUUUGGUUUUAUAACAUCAAAAGUCGCAUGUUGUGGACAAGGACCAUACAAUGGGGUUGGCAUUUGCACUGCGGUAUCAAAUCUUUGCCCUAAUCGAGAUUUGUAUGUAUUUUGGGAUCCCUUUCAUCCAACCGAACGUGCUAACAAGCUCAUCGUUGAAACCAUCUACACCGGUUCUGAAAAGUACAUGUACCCGAUGAACUUAAGCACCAUCAUGGCAUUGGAUUCCAUGACCUAAAAUAACAUCAAGCUUUAUAUCUAAAGAUUGAGUGUCCUAAUUACUAUUGAUUACAUGUUUGGCAUAACUUCGAGUUGUAACAAAAUGAAAUUAUCAAUUUUAUUAGUAAUUAUAUUGCAA
This is a messenger RNA of Erigeron canadensis, 1262 nucleotides long. Its product is annotated as GDSL esterase/lipase At5g33370-like. Gene Ontology annotation, molecular function: hydrolase activity, acting on ester bonds. The record is from RefSeq and is a predicted model, not a curated record. The transcript has 5 exons. Lineage: Eukaryota; Viridiplantae; Streptophyta; Magnoliopsida; Asterales; Asteraceae. Bases 60 to 1142 code for a protein of 360 amino acids.